AUGGCUACUUCCCUAAUCUCUCCACUCACAGAUGAGACUUCCGCCACAUCACUGUUGACCAUAACCAUAACAAUCACAAUAUCCGCCGUCGUUCUCUACUUCCUCGGAAAUCUCCGAAGAACCAAAUCGUCGCCGGGUCCACGUGGGCUGCCGGUCGUCGGGUACCUCCCGUUCCUCCGCCGCAACGACCUCCACAGGCAGCUCACUUCCCUGGCUGAAACCCACGGCCCAAUCUACACAAUCCAGGGCCUCAACAGAUCCCUGGUCGUGGUCAGCUCCCCGGAUCUGGCGAAAGAGGUCCUUCGGGUCAACGAGUCCAUCUUCUCGACCCGCCCAAUACCGAUUGUGGGCCGGAUCUUAACCUACGGCGGCAUUGACCUCGCCAACCUGUCGUACGGCCCCGAUUGGGCGGCAAGGACUGCCAGCUCAUGGGUCUCACAUGGCUGCUCGCCAAGAACCGGACGGCCUACAUCCACACAGUCUCGGCCGUGCUCCGGGCGAUAA
Messenger RNA from Linum tenue, 504 nucleotides. The record is from the annotation of a GenBank genome assembly. NCBI's taxonomy places the organism in Eukaryota, Viridiplantae, Streptophyta, Magnoliopsida, Malpighiales, Linaceae.